UUACAACCAGAACAUUUUGACCGUUGAAUUUCGGUGGAAUAGUUUAAAUGAGCCGGUAAAUAGUGCUUUGUGUGAGAAGAUAAACGGUUGCGAUUUCUUUUUAUCGUUGAAAAUGUUUCCUAAAAAAACAAUCGCUGCAAUCUUUCAAGAAAUUACCGAUAAACGAUUCAAACGGAAUUUCUACGUUUCGUUGACGAUACGAAGAAGUCAGUGAAGAUGAAUGUGAAUUUGAGAAUCGUUCCAAAGAAGAAAUCAGACACUUGUUGAAUGAAAAGUGAAGGUGUAAGGUAUUGAACAAAGACAGAGACAGAAAAUAAAACGGUUGAACAAUAAAAGAUUCGUGUAAAAUUCUUUGUUAAAUUCUGUGUCAGUUGCAAUCUUGAUCUCAAACAAAUCAUAAUUGUAUUGAUAGAAAAAAUAAAGUGAUAAAAAUCGAACACCGCCGCCGCCAUGGUUCGCUGGAUAUUUGUGACGAUUAUCUUGACCACUUCCAUUCUAUGGACAGCCAAUGGAUUUCUUUUUACGCCGAAAUUUCAAAUUUUCCUCAAUCAAAUGCGCGAAUCGGGUGCACAUAAGGAAUUCGUCGUUUCAUGGGAUUUUAAUAAACAUAACGGUUUCAGUCAUACAACCAAUCAAUUUGGUUUAAAUCCAACUCUGUUGGAAUAUGACUUUAUCGUAGUUGGGUCUGGGCCAGCUGGCUGUGUUCUGGCAAAUCGAUUGUCGGAGAAUCCAAAAUGGAAGGUUCUGUUGUUGGAAGCUGGAAAGCCACAAACAAUUGGCCAUUAUGUUCCAUCCAUCGCUGCAUACUUUCAAUCGACUGAAUCCAACUGGAAUUACUUGGCAGAGCCGUCUAAUAACUUUUGCCUGGGAAUGGAAGGAAGACGAUGCGCGCUACCAAGAGGUAAAGUACUCGGUGGGUCUUCGGUCAUAAAUUACAUGAUUUACAAUCGUGGCAAUCCCCGAGAUUUUGACGAUUGGGUUAGACUCGGAAACGAUGGAUGGUCGUACAGAGAAGUGUUACCAUACUUUUUGAAAUCGGAACGUGCCAAUUUGCGUGGCAAAGAAAAUUCACCGUACCAUAAUCGAGCCGGUUCAUUGAGUGUGGAAGAUGUACCCUGGCGUAGUCGAAUUGCACGCGCUUUUGUCAAAGGCUCAAAGCAAGUUGGGCACCGUGAAGUUGAUUACAAUAGUAAUGAACAAAUUGGCGUUAGCUUUGUACAAGCCAAUACGUUAAAAGGUCGUCGACACAGUGCAGCUACCGCAUUUAUCGAUCCAAUCAUGUACAAACGGCCAAAUUUACAUGUUCUACUGGAGGCGCGUGUUACCAAAGUACUCAUCGACCCGGCAACUAGAAAAGCAUACGGUGUUGAGUAUGCGAAGAACAAACGGAAAUAUCAAGUGACUGCAUUGAAAGAGGUCAUUCUAUCAGCAGGUUCAUUUAAUUCACCGCAAUUACUAAUGCUCUCGGGUAUUGGACCGGCUGAAGAAUUACAACGUGUAGGUAUUCCCGUUCUACAAAAUUUGCCCGGUGUCGGACGAAAUAUGUACGAUCAUAUGAGCCACUUUGGGCCGACGUUUAUCGUUAAUACAACCAGAGAAUCCAUAUCGGUUGCACGCAUCAGUUUACUUGAUAUGAAACAAUAUCUUCACGGUCAUGGGUUUCUAACGUCAAUCGGUGGCGUUGAAGCAUUGAAUUUUAUUAAGACGCCCAAUUCAAGGGCUCCUUCCGAUUUGCCGGAUGCUGAAUUGAUUUUUGUCAGUGGAAGUUUGGCAUCGGACCAAGGAAGUGGAUUGAAAAAAGGGAUGCGAAUUACCCAAGAGGUCUAUGAUACCGUUUUUAAGCCACUUGACCGUCCGGAUAUUGAUCAUUUUUCGGUACUUGUGAUGGGUUUCCAUCCAAAAUCACGUGGAUGGUUGGAAUUGAAGGACAAAAAUCCAUUCCAUUGGCCACGCAUCUAUCCGAAUUACUUUGAAGACCCUGACGAUGUGGAAACUCUUUUGGGUGGCAUUAAAGAAUCGAUUCGUAUCGCCAAUUCGCCGGCUAUGCAAAAAUUGGGCGCUCGACUCCAUGACAUACCACUGCCACAAUGUGCUCAUUUACUUUUCGCUUCGGAUGACUAUUGGCGUUGUUCGAUUCGCACACUCUCGUGCACGCUGCAUCAUCAAGUGAACUCCUGCCGUAUGGGGCCGGCCACUGAUCCAACAGCCGUUGUCGAUUCCAAAUUACGUGUUUAUGGUGUGAGGCGAUUACGCGUCGCCGAUUGCAGUAUUGUACCACAGCCAAUAACGGCUCAUACCAACGCAGUCAGUUUUAUGAUUGGAGAGAAAUUAGCCGACAUGCUGAAAGCCAAGUGGCUGCGUCAGCCACCACAAUGAGAUUAAAUAGCAGAAACCGUUCCAAAAUUAGGCUAAGCUAUUUAUUUAUUCUAUUUAUUUCGCAGCGAAAAUUGUAGCCAAUGAGUAUAUAAAUAUACGAUUACGACAAGACAA
Sitodiplosis mosellana (orange wheat blossom midge) is the source of this 2490-nucleotide messenger RNA. Its product is annotated as glucose dehydrogenase [FAD, quinone]. Bases 451 to 2376 code for a protein of 641 amino acids. The transcript is spliced from 5 exons. The record is from RefSeq and is a predicted model, not a curated record. Gene Ontology annotation, molecular function: flavin adenine dinucleotide binding; oxidoreductase activity, acting on CH-OH group of donors. NCBI's taxonomy places the organism in Eukaryota, Metazoa, Arthropoda, Insecta, Diptera, Cecidomyiidae.